GGUUCAUUCUGACCAGUAGCAGUCAUGCCGGGCCAUGCAGGCGAUCCAUCUCAAUUCUCCAAAGAUCAAUUGAAAAGUGUGUUAAUUUCACAUAAUGUGCUAUUGCCUCAGGGCGAUCACAGGAAAGCAGUCUAUUUGCAGCUCUACCUUAAGCACAUUCUCCCCAAAGACAAAGAAGCUGCUGACUUUUCAAGCGAUGAUGAGGAUAUGUUGUCGGAGAAUGAUCUUCUGCCUGUUGGAAGCCACAGGGAAAACGGAAGAGACAAGAUGGCUGUUAAAAACUUAAGCAACACUGAACUCAAGGAACAGCUGCUCAAACAUGGGGUCAACCCGGGACCCAUAUUACCCAGUACAAGGAGUGUGUAUGAAAAGAAGCUGCAGCAACUACUGGAAGAGGUACAAUUCCAAGAAAACGGUGCAGGCCAUGAGGAUCAGUAUUCAGACAGUGAAGAUGAAGGUUUUCAACUGAAGAACCAGGUGGAAAUGAGACCUGAGGUGAAUGAAGAUAGGAGUGAUGGGGCAGUUAAUGGAAUGAACAACUACAGCCAAGGAGAAGUUUUCACAGUGAAUGUUCCAGUUCCUCGACGAUCUUCCUUAUCAAGUGGCUCAACAAGGCGCCCCCCUGCAGGCCAAUAUACACAUAUCCCAGCAUGUCUUGCAGCUGAAUUUAACCAGAACCUUGCAACACUAGGAGACGAUUUCAGCGUUACAAAAAUGUUAAAGCAGAUGGAGCGAAGGCAUUCUGUGGGCCAGACUGCAUGUUACAGAAAUGGACAGGAUGGCAAAAAUAUGACAUCCAGAAACCAGGAUAAAGUGACUGCAGACAAGAACACAAUGACCUACAGAUCCACAGCGAACACACCCAAGGCUUGUGUGUUUAUGAAGCAGAACAGACUCCAGCCAGAGGAUGCUUCACUUGAUGACUUUUCUGAUCUGCUGUCCCAGUCUGCCCUUGGAAUGAGUGCAACCCGCAGGAAACCAAUAAAGGGCGCAGCUGGUCGUCCCAUUCAGUUCCGAUAUGAUGAUAUUGUUACCAGAGCCAGGAUGCAGGAGCAGACCAAGGACAUGGUGACUGAAACAAAAGCGCAGCGCUUGAUCCCUGUGCCUGUUAAGAUUGCCAUCUUUAUUUUUGUAGUUUUCAUUGCCCUGGUCAUUCUUAGUAUGGAGAACAGCCCAGAGAAUCCCUUCAAACCCCUAACAGAAGGAGAUGCUGAAUUUCAGCAACCUUAGUGGAGAACAUACAAUAAUGUAAUAUCUUUAUAAGCCCCUUUCUGUCUGAACAAAUGGAGCAUCUUUUAUAAAUCACCCUAAUGUGCAAUGCAUGUUCCUUGUAAUGUAAUUUUCAUGUAUAAUGGGUACGGUGAGUGGUUCUUCAUGAUUAUGAGUAUUGAAGUUGCUACAAUACACUGUUCUCAUUUGCAGAACACUAAUAGUUGAACCUACUUAAUCAUCACUACAAAGUGUAUUUUAGUUAUUUUCUUUGCUUUAAGUUGGCCAUAGAUGCUGCUAUUAAGAAUGUGGUUCUCCUUAAAUUGCACAAUAAUGGUAAGUGGGUUCCCAAACCUCGGCAAUCGCCCUUAAAAUAUUAUAAGAGAAUUCUAGGGAGUGUUACAAGAUGGUGAGUACGGCCUACCUCUCUUAAGCUAGACAUGCUUAGCGGUCUAGCUACCUAUUAUUAAGCACUGUUACUUUUGCAUAACUCUUCUCAUAUAUAUUACCAGUUGUCCAAAGUCCAUAUAAAUCUGUUCCUCUUGAGUACACAUUUAAAGAGAGAAAUCACUAAUAGUUUUGUUUUAAAGUUGGCCUACUUAAAACGUUUAUGGAAGUGUUUAAAUGGUCCUUGUCCCUAACAUGUAUGCUUACUGGAUUUAGUAGUGGGACUUCCACCCUCCCACUCUUAUGUCCUGUUUUCUUUAGAUUGUGUGUGUACAAAUCUGGUGAUCUCAUUUGGUCACGGAGAUUGAAAACUUCAACAAAAAAAGCAAUUAUUGCUGAAAGCCUUAAUCCCUUAAUCCAAAUCUACUGUAGCUGGCUGAUGGUAUAUCUGCCACAUGAUGUUCUUCAGGGGCUGCAUUAACAAAUCUAUCUGUUAAGUCCAGUACCAUUUUUGUUUCUACAAUUUUUGGAAAUAUGUACUGUUAUACACUGUUUUUGGUGACUGGCUUUGUUGGACCAUUUAUCUGUCUCAUUUAACAGUUUAGGUUUGUUUUGUAAGUGUUAAGUUAUUUUAUUCAGUGUUUAAAUAAAGUAUGUGUUUAUUUUC
Molecule: messenger RNA, 2263 nt
Organism: Pseudophryne corroboree (corroboree frog)
Lineage: Eukaryota; Metazoa; Chordata; Amphibia; Anura; Myobatrachidae
Gene: LEMD1
Product: LEM domain containing 1
Exons: 10
Coding region: 25-1230 (401 amino acids)
Molecular function (GO): DNA binding
Source: RefSeq, a predicted model, not a curated record